AUGCUAAGUAACUCAGAUAGCCAUAUCACCAAAAAGACUCGAAACAGCUCUAGACCUGAUUUAAUCAGCAACUUGCCGACUGAGAUUAUCAAUAUUAUUCUAACUUGUCUGCCGAUUAAUGAAGCAGUGAAGACUAGUAUUUUGUCCAAGAAAUGGAGGUUCAAUUGGAGAUACCUUUCAAAAUUGGUAUUUGACGAAACAUUUUAUCAGACAUCGGCAUUAACUUCUAAUGCAAAACCAAAUACUACUAAACUCUUUUCGAAUAUCAAUAAAGUUCUACUUCUUCACAAAGAACCCAUCAAUAUUACUUUAAAGUUUCCAUUGUUUCAAAUGUAUCCUGAAAUUGACCAGCUGAUGCUUUUUCUUAGCGAAAAAGACGUUCAUGAAAUUUCCUUUUAUAUUGGAAGAAGUUUCCUGAGCGAGAAAGACCGUAGAGUGCCCCCAUUUUUGUUCUCAUGUGUGAUAUUGAGGAGCUUGACAUUGUCUUCAUGUUCUUUCACAGUUCCAUUGGCAUUUCAAGGAUUUGUUAACUUGAUUUCUCUUAAGUUUCAGUGGGUCCGUUUUAAAAACAAUGCAUUCGAAAUUUUAAUCUCCAAAUGUCCAUUACUUGAAACACUUUCUAUACGAAGUUGUCCCAAUAGUAGUUACCUGGAUAUUGACCUUCCUUACCUUAAGUUCUUUUACUUCUCUGGAUCUUUUGAGUCUAUUUGUUUUAGAAAAACUAGUCAGCAUCUUUCAACAAUUUUCUAUUCUCUAACUUUGUAUUAUUGCGUUUUCUUCGACAAGUACUUCGGAACAAUACCGAGGAAACUUUCGGCAACUCUCGCCUGUCUUACAGUUUUGGUACUGCCUGAAAUUUGUUUUCGGCGUACGACUGAGGUCUCUGCUGUUGUUUGCUUGAUUUUGAGUUCACCUAACUUACAGAAGCUUGAGAUUGGGUCUGUUGCAUAUAAUAAGGAUGAAAAAGAGGUUUUUGCUCAGGAGAUUUAUAAAGUAGAAGACCUAUUGGAUAAUGCACUGAAAAAACUUCGACUGGUGAGGAUGAAGCUCUCAAAGAAAAAAGAUAUAAGACCUGAACUGGAAUUUAUAAAAUUUCUAUUGGCUGGAUCAAUUGUACUUGAAAAGAUGGUUAUACAGCCUGCCCUAGGAACUGUUGCUGAGAAAGGACGACAGAAGAUUUUGAAAAAGAUAAUUAGAUUUCACCGUUCAUCAGAAAAUGUAGAGAUUUUAUACUUAAAUUGUGGCAGUGGCGGUGCAUGUUGAUUUUGAUAGUUUGAAACAUCGGAAUAAGUUGUCUGAAUUAGGCGUUUCAAGAGCUGUACGACUGUGUUGUUUCUGUAAGCUGAAAGGCGAUCAGAUUUCUCGCGAAUCAACUUGAAGAAGUAGAAUUAAGAUUUGUAAAUAGGCACACUGCAUACACAGUCUGAGUUUAUAUGUAACGUGCUUAUGAAACUAAAU
Messenger RNA from Mercurialis annua (annual mercury), 1458 nucleotides. RefSeq names its product F-box/FBD/LRR-repeat protein At1g13570-like. The coding region runs from base 1 to 1263 and encodes 420 amino acids. Gene Ontology annotation, molecular function: protein binding. NCBI's taxonomy places the organism in Eukaryota, Viridiplantae, Streptophyta, Magnoliopsida, Malpighiales, Euphorbiaceae. The record is from RefSeq and is a predicted model, not a curated record. The transcript has 4 exons.